Messenger RNA from Talpa occidentalis (Iberian mole), 5050 nucleotides. RefSeq names its product zinc finger protein 432 (gene ZNF432). Bases 787 to 2649 code for a protein of 620 amino acids. The record is from RefSeq and is a predicted model, not a curated record. Gene Ontology annotation, biological process: negative regulation of transcription by RNA polymerase II. Gene Ontology annotation, molecular function: DNA-binding transcription repressor activity, RNA polymerase II-specific. NCBI's taxonomy places the organism in Eukaryota, Metazoa, Chordata, Mammalia, Eulipotyphla, Talpidae. The transcript is spliced from 6 exons.
AAAAAAACCUCAAGCUCAGCCAGGUUUCUCCCCUAGAAGACAGUCCCCAUCCUGCGCUCUUACAGAACUUUCACCUGCUGUUGCUUUCAUCUGGUGCCUUUCUAGAUGUAGAUGACAUCGGUGAUGGACUAAACAAAAAGUACUUGUUGCCUUUGAGCUACCUUGUUUUGUUUUGUUUUUUUUUUUUUAAGAUGGAUUAUAUGCAGAUGGCAGUUUUACCCUCCAGCGAUGUAGUCAAAAGAUGCGCUCAUCUACCUGGGCUGCAAGGGACACACAGUGUAUGGCCAUCUGGAUACUUGUUCUGGAAUGCAGUCAUUGAACAACUGAGAACAGGAAAGUUUCACUACUAAUUUGUGUUUUACAAGGAUCAUCUUACCUGUUCUAUGAAGAUGAACUGGAAUAGGCCAAAAGUGUAAACAGGGAAUAUUCUAGUAACUCAGAAGUUUCAUUUGCAAUAUCCAAAAACUGCAAAGGCCCAUCAUCCGGUCAGUGAUGGCGCUUAUUUUGGAACACCAUACAAUGGCAUUCGAAGGGGCUGAAAGGAAUCAACUGUUGAUACUUACAAAUUGGGAUGCCUCUCAAAACAAGCAUGCUGCGUGACAGACGUCAGGUCCUGGCUGGAGACAAGAAGUGAGUGAAGAAGAAAGUGGCCAGUGGACCUAGAGGCUGUCAUAUAUGGAGACACUUUCAACUGACAGCUGAGUCUUAACUGGAAAUUUAGGGCAUAUUCAGGAGCGUCAAAGGCAGAGUACCCCAGUUGGUGUUUGUUUCCCAACACAGAAGAAAAUGAUCCAUACCCAAAAGGCCCAGCUGACCUUCGCCGACGUGGCCGUGUGCUUCAGCCCGGAGGAGUGGCGGCUCCUGGCCCCCGCGCAGAAGUCCCUGUACCGGGAGGUGAUGCUGGAGACCUACAGCCACCUGGUGUCCAUGGAAACUGGCAACAUUGAUCAUCAUCUGCAGGGUCACUUGGAAAAUCAAAGAAUGCUGAGAGAUAUGGAACAAUACCAUGGACACAGUGCAUUUGGAAAUACUAGUCCUCGAAGUAAAAGUCAUUUUCCUGUCAGGAAAAAUGGUACGUUUGAAUUACACAUAAAAACUUUGAAAUCAAACUCAAGUUUAGUCAACCAGAACAAAAGCUAUGAAAGUAAAAACUCUACUAAAUGUAAUGCAGAUGGGAAAUCAUUUCUGUAUGGUCAGCAUGAAGGAUUUCAUCCUGCAGUUAAAUUCUCUGCAAGUGCAAACCUCACUAGCAAUAAGCCCCAAGUCAUUAAACAUCAGAAAGCUCAUGAAAUAAAGAAAACCCAUGUAUGCAGUGAAUGUGGAAAAGGCUUCAUUAAGAAGUCUCAGCUCACUGAUCAUCAGAGAGUUCAUACAGGAGAGAAACCUUAUGGAUGCAGCCUAUGUGCAAAAGUGUUUUCCAGAAAGUCCAGGCUCAAUGAACAUCAGAGAAUUCAUAAAAGAGAGAAAUCCCUUAUAUGUUCUGAUUGUGGAAAAGUCUUCACUAUGAAGAGUCGUCUGAUCGAACACCAGCGAACUCAUACUGGAGAGAAACCCUAUGUAUGUAGUGAGUGUGGAAAAGGUUUCCCUGGGAAGCAUAAUCUCAUUGUACAUCAGCGAAAUCAUACUGGAGAGAAGUGCUAUGUGUGCAGUGAUUGUGGGAAAGGCUUCACUGGGAAGAGCAUGCUCGUCAUACAUCAGCGAACUCAUACAGGAGAGAAACCCUUCACCUGCAGUGAAUGUGGGAAAAGCUUCACCACAAAGCACUAUGUCCUCAUACACCAACGAAAUCAUACAGGAGAGAAACCGUAUAUAUGCAAUGAAUGUGGGAAAGGUUUCAUCAUGAAGAGUCGUCUGGUCGAACACCAGCGAACGCAUACUGGAGAGAAACCCUAUGUAUGCAGUGAGUGUGGAAAAGGUUUCCCCAGGAAAAGUAAUCUCAUUGUACAUCAGAGAAAUCAUACGGUAGAGAAAUCCCACGUAUGUAGUGAAUGUGGAAAAGGCUUCACUGUGAAGAGCAGGCUUAUUGUACAUCAGCGCACUCAUACUGGAGAGAAACCCUACACCUGCAGUGAAUGUGGGAAAGGCUUCCCCUUGAAGAGUCGGCUGGUGGUACAUCAGCGAACACAUACUGGAGAGAAGCCUUACAGAUGCAAUGAAUGUGGGAAAGGUUUCAUUGUAAAUAGUGGACUGAUGUUACAUCAGCGAACUCAUACCGGAGAGAAACCCUAUGUAUGCAAUAAAUGUGGAAAAGGUUUUGCCUUUAAGAGCAACCUUGUGGUACAUCAGCGAACUCAUACCGGAGAGAAACCCUUUCUGUGCAGUGACUGUGGGAAAGGCUUCACCAUGAAACGCUAUCUUAUCGUACAUCAGCAGAUUCAUACAGGAGAGAAAUCCUAUAUAUGCAGUGAAUGCGGGAAAGCCUUUGCCAUGGAAACUGAGCUUGUUUUACAUCAGCAAAUUCACACUGGAGAAAAACCUUACGCAUGUGAUGACUGCGGUAAAGGCUUCUCUGUGAAAAGCCGUCUAACUGUUCAUCAGCGAACUCAUACGGGAGAGAAACCUUUUCUGUGCAGUGAAUGUGGAAAGGGCUUCUCCUCAAAGAGAAAUCUUAUUGUACAUCAGCGAACUCAUAAUGGAAACAAACCAUAGUAAUGCAAUGAACAAAGUCACACCUUCAGGAAGAAAAUAUACCUUGUACAAGGACAGAGCUUUCACCUGGGAUAGAUUUACUCAUAUCUACUGAGGAUGGAAAAUCAAUCUCCUGUAUUAUCAGUCUCAUUACCCACCAGGGAAUUUGUCUAGCAGACAAACGAUGUAUGCAAUCAAUGUGAGAAUACUCCUCAACAUGAAUUCAGCACCGACUAUACAUCAAAAGGCUUAUAAAAGUGAACACCCUGUGGGUUCAUUGAGGGUAACCUGUCAUCUGUCUAUCCUUAUUAAAAAUGAGAAGGAGAAAAAUGUGGAAAUCAAAGUACAUAAUCCUUGGCAGGCAACUCAAUACAUACAAGUGAACUCACACAGGGGAUGCACCGUGAUGGUUUGGAGAAUACACCUAGCACACUUGAACAUAGCCCGUGUAGAUUAGCCUGCAGCUGGGUUUUCAUAAUUUCCUAUGCAUUUGCAUAGGCAUGAAAUUUAAUGAAUGCAGAGGAUUUGUUAGUGCCUUCAGUGAUCAGUGAAUUACCUUCACAUCCUGUGUCAAAGUGAACAGGAGAAACAUGGAUACAUGCAAUAUAGAAAGUCUUGAAACAUUUCUCAUUAUGUCUGAAAUGCACAUACUGAGAUAAAUCUUAGGAAUGAAAGACUAGAAUGCCAGAGGGUUAAGAACCUCUCUCAUCAGGGAUCCCAAUAAUCAUACAGACAGUGAGCUCAGACACAGUAGCAAUAGAAUGACUGUGGGAAAACCUUUGCUUAGAAAUGAAACUUCUACCGUUGUUCUCUGUUUUCAGGUGGUGAGGAAUAUGGCAGGACUUUAUACAUUCUGCCUUGUCAUUUGUCAUAAGUCCGCACAGAAACAAAACUUAAGCGCACUUAAGUGGGAUAACCAGCAAAAUAUUAGAGUCUAUGACAGAUUGCCAUGGAAAUGUUGUACACUUGAGAGUUUGCCAUCACAAAUCUAAACUGCACCUGAUAGCCAUUUUGGAAUAGGAUAUUUUGAGCCAUAUGCUCAGUGAUUUGAUCAUUUAAAAGUGGGCUAUUACCUCCCUCUUUCCGUCUCUCCUGUAAUAUUUUAAAAGGACAGCUUUAUUAGGAAAAGGAGAAAGAAAAAAGAGACACCUUCAUAGUCGCAGGUGGGCAGGAGAGUUACGUAAAUGUGGACUGUUCUCAUCACAGAUGAAAUUUCAAUGUUACAUACAACGUAGGGGUGUUCCCUGCCCACCCCGAUUCAUAAUGGGAUCCACUCUUGCACUUCUUAAGCUCUUAAUUUAUCUCCUUAAGUCAGGUAUACUUCAAAAGAAAAAGGAAUAUAUGCAUCAAGCAAUCAACAUACUUAGCUGUAUUUAUCCAAGUUUAUAAGUAGCAUUAAGUAGUUCCCCAAAACACCUUAAAUAUGAUUUUUCUACAAUUUGUUUUUAAAUAAUCUUCAGCUCCAAUUAUGAAAUACACAGCGUACCUGAGUAUCUUUACUCUGUUUCUUCAGUAAUAUUAUCUUACCUAACCAGAAUGUACCAUCGAAACCAAUAAAAUGGCCUCGAUACUAUUAAAGAAACUAUAGACCUCUUUGCAUUACACUCAUUUUUGCAUGUGUUAAUUUGUGUUUUGUUGGUAGAGUUCUGAGAGAUUUUUAUCACAGAUAGAUUUCUGUCAGUUCCACCCCAACCAGGGUGCAGAAUUAUUGCAACAACACAAAGAAAUAGCCUGUGUGUGUGCCCCUUUAUAGUUACCCCCCUACCCUGGUGACCACCUGUCAGUUCACUUACAGUCUGACUUUUGUCAUCUCAAGAAUGUCAUUGAGGUGAAAUCACAUCUGUAAUCUUUGAGCUAGGCCUUUAUCCCACACAGCCAGUUGUCCUCAAGAUCCGUCCAAUCUCUUGGAUGUGUAAAUAAUUCCCCUUCCUUACUGCAUAAUAUUCCCUUUCUCUUCAUUCUUCAGGGGCUUUUGAGUUGCUGUCAAUGUUUCACCGUUAUGAAUAAAAAUGCUGUGGAACCUUUGUGGACACAACCGUGUGUCAACAGUUUUGGUUUCUUGGGGCUAUGCAGGUGUCAUGUGUUAGGUUGGGGGUUUAACUUAAUUAGACUGCACCAACCUUGCCAAGAUGGCUGCACCCAUUGAUGUUCCUGUCAGUGGUGGGUCACGCUCCAGUUGUGUCAAGUCCUCUCAAUGUUUGAAAUUGCCCUAUUUGGUUUUAGCCCUCCUGUCACAGGUAGCCUUGAUUUUACAAUUGCAAAAUUGGCUAUCUUUAAAAAAAAAAAUGGUGCACAAUAGGAAGGCAACAAAAAAAAAGUGUUGAAGGUAUGAGAGAGGUAUCUUAGAAAAAUGUUAUGUGCUGUAAUGACUUGCUUUAAGAAUAUCAGUAGUGUACUUCUGUAAAACCAAACUAAUUUUUUU